This is a messenger RNA of Mercenaria mercenaria, 3025 nucleotides long. RefSeq lists its product as uncharacterized. NCBI's taxonomy places the organism in Eukaryota, Metazoa, Mollusca, Bivalvia, Venerida, Veneridae. The transcript has 3 exons. Gene Ontology annotation, molecular function: zinc ion binding. The coding region runs from base 106 to 645 and encodes 179 amino acids. The record is from RefSeq and is a predicted model, not a curated record.
AGAAUUCUCCAGACUUAACGUGAUUUGAAAAACUGGGGGCUAACAAUUGUUAUCGAUUUUUGCAAACAAAAGAAUACUUUAUACACAUGUAAAAGGGGUUUUCCGAUGGAUAAAUCGGCGAAAAGGUUUUCAAUUCAAUGGUUUAUCGAUUCUACUUCUAAUUGGACUAGAAAUCUGUGUAAUGUCCCAGAUAUUGACAUAGGAAAACUAAAAUACUAUCUGAUUGACAGUCGCCAGAAAACAUUCGACAAGGACAGUGUUCGUGCAUACAAAUCGUUAAAGGCAUAUAAGUACUUUGAGGAAGGCUUCUUUCAGAAACUGGAGCACAAGAUUGUUGAAGACGAGGGACAAGACCUAUACCUGAUACAUGUUGAGGUCUUUGCUUCAUACCAGGGCCAGGUCUACCAGACCUACGCUGCUAUAGACAAGCAGACAGUCUAUCCUGUAGGGGGAGCAUGUGCCUGUGUAGCAGGAUGCGGUGAGGCUUGCAGUCAUAUCGCAGCCAUACUAUUUGCGGUAGAAGACUUUGUUGCACAAGGACUUAAUCAGUUGCCUGAUGACAAAUCUUGUACGGACAUACUCUGUCAAUGGAACAAGCCAUCAAAGCGGAAGGUUGAGAUGAAAAAAUCCACAACAUCAGGAUAGUGAAACAGGACCAUGGUAAAACACUUAAAGAGAAACAAACAUUUGACAGCAUUGGCUUUGACCCCAUGCGUGAGUCUGACAGAACGGUGGUACCAAGUAGGAAGUCUAAGUUAGUGGAUGCUCUUAAACGCCACAACCCAGACUGUAACUAUCUUAGAUAUGCCGGAACUGGAUACUCUGGUACAAAUAACUCGACGGUAAAGCAGAAUCCAUCUGCAAAAACACCCGAGGAUUACAUAAUUGAUACGUUUCCCCCAAGUUUGAAUGAAAUAAAGUGCGCUUGUAAAAAAGUGAAGUCUUCUUUGUCAGUGUCAGGGGAGGAACGACAUAAACUAGAACGCUUAACUAUUGGACAGUCGGACAGUGUUAAAUGGAAAAAUGCUAGGAAGUAUAGAAUAACAGCAUCCAAGUUUCACAAAGUGUUUCGCAUGAAAUCAAGCACAAAUCCAAAGUCGACUCUGGAACAUUUUUGCAGUACAAAGCAACAAAACAGACAAGUGCUAUGUCUUUUGGACUGAAACAGGAAGGUACUGCUGCUAAAAGGUACACUGAAAAAAAAACAGGCUUAAAAUUGAAAAAAAGGGAUUAGUGCUAGAUUCUGAGUUUCCUUUCUUGGGUGCCUCUGUUGACCGAGUGACAGAUAACGAGGACAGAAUUGUAGAAUUCAAGAAUCCACAGUCGGUCUGGAACUUAAAUAUACGGGAGGCCUCGCAGAAGUUGAAAUGUCUCAAAUUAGACGAGAAUGAUGAUGUAAUUUUAAAUCCACUCAAGUACAAGGACAAAUGGGAAUUUUAGGAAUUGGCAAGUGUGACUUUGUGCUAUGCACUAAGGAUGAUAUAUUGAUUCAUGAGGUUCUUUUUGAUUCAGAGUUCUGGGAAGAAUGCAAGAAAAAACUUGUCACAUUCUUUGAAAAUGUAAUGUUGCCAGAGAUUGUAUAUCCAAGAGUUAAGUUCAGUAACGACCCAUACAUUUAUGAAAUGGUAUAGAUAAUAGAAGGCUUGAUAGAUCAAUAUGUAAAUGCCACUACAAAUGCCAGAUGUAAUUGAAACCAUAGUAUCAUUUCAAAAUGUUAUGUAAAAUUGUAAAAUGCUUUACACACAGCUUAAGAAUACUAUGAAAAGAACAAACAAAACUGAACACAAAUGACAUACAUUUAUUGAGAAAUACUAUAUAGAGACAUUUAUUUUGUAAUUUGGUUCAAACCACUGAAACAGUUAUGCAGGUUUCAUGAAAUGUUUCUGCACUUUACACAAAGUAGAGAUAACUCAUAUAAAAUGCUUGCAAAAUGUUUAACAAAUAAAAUUAUUUGGCCAUGGAAUAUUUAUACUUACGUUUAUUUUCUGAAUUUUUCCUGCAUUUCAAGACAAGCUCUUUGUGAAAUGUUCACCAAUCUUUAAACACAAAAUUUAUUUAAUAAUUUAUGAUCAGUCGAACCUUCUUUAGCGGUCGCUUGAGCAUAAUCAGACACAAACCAUAAAUUACUGAUCAUCAAAAUACACCAUAACACAUAAUUGAGCCGCGCCAUGUGAAAACCAACAUAGUGGCUUUGCGACCAGAAUGGAUCCAGACUAGCUCACAUAUACGCGCAGUCUGGUCAGAAUCCAUGCUGUUCGCCAAAGGUUUCUCAAAUUUCAAUAGGCUUUGAAAUUGAACAGCAUGGAUCCUGACCAGACUGCGCGGAUGCGCAGGCGGAUCUGGAUCCAUGCUGGUCACAAAGCAACUAUGUUGGUUUUCACAUGGCGCGGCUCAUAAUGAUCUUAUAGAUGUAUAUGUAACUGAAUAAUGUUAAACUUUGCAUCUGUUUUAAGAGGACUAUGCGUAACAUAACAAAACAAUGUACAUGAUGAUUAGAAAAAAAUAGCCUCAUGUCAACAUAUAAGCUUUAUAUUAUAUGCCACACACCGCAACCUGGAUAAAGUGGACACCUGCUUGUUGUCGUCACUUUCGGUGGCCGCUAUAAAUAAUGUAGACUGUAUUUUUUCAGUGUCCAUAGUUAUUACCCAUAUGUAUAUAAUAUGAUACGCAUGUUGUAACUUGUAUAUAAAUAAAUUUUUGGUUAAAUCUUUGAAACACAAAGCUUUAAUACUCCAGAUUAUGAAAAAGAUGAUGAAAUUUUGCUUAAAUUUCCUGCAUCAAUAAAAUGUAUCAAUUCUUUAGACAUAUUUUCUGAUACGUCAGUGGUUACGACAGUGUAAAACUUCUCUAUUGCUGUCGCGGUCUGGGUUUGAUUCCCAACGCGGCCAUCUUUUAAAAAAUGUUCUGAAACAAAAACUAGUAUUCCAAUGUUCAUAAUAUGACCAAAGAUCAGUUUGAAAGAAAGAUAAUGAUAGCACAUGUAAUAGCACAUGUAUAAUGAAAUAAGACUUGCUAGCAUGCUGAU